AUGGAGUCUAAGUUGAAAGCUCUCAAGGUCGUCGACCUCAAAGACAUCAUCGCAAAAGCCAACCUCUCCAUCCAGGGCAAAGCCAACAAGCAGGACCUCAUCAACAAAAUUAUUGCCUCAGAAGCCGCCAUCGAUGUGUACAAUGCAAAUUAUUCCGCAAAAAAGAGCCCCUCGCCACCCAAGGCCGCGCCUGUGCACAAGAAAACGGACGCGUCGCCGCAGAGCGACGAACAGUUGAAUCUCCUAGAAGUGGUCGACAACGUCCUCCCGGCCGAACAAGCGAACGAGCCUCCUUCGCACGCAGGUGUCCAGUCUGAUGCCAGCGUCACUCUUUCCACAGCGCCCACGCCCCCGUCCAAAACUACCGAGAUCCCCGCCGCCUCCGCCGACACGCCCCAGCCAGAGCCGGCGGCAGCAACGUCGCCCGAAGAUGAGGAGGCGGCAAAACGCAAAGCACGAGCGGAGCGAUUUGGUAUCCCGGUCGUACAGCUUGACGCUAAGCCUGUCUCUCCGAAGGGGAACACGAGGGGGAGAGGUGCUGGCAAAGCUAACGCUAAGGUGGAGCAGCCCCUUCCUGAUGACCCAGAGAAAUUGAGCCAACGGACUGCACGGUUUGGGCCUGUGGAGCCUGCCCCUGCCGCCACCUCUACCGCUACUAGGGCGACACCAAAGACAGGUGCGACCAAAGGCGCCCAGACGAACGGCAGGAAGCGUAGUGCGCCUGCCACAGAGACUGUCGAUGCGGAGGAACUCGAGAGGCGGAAGAAGAGGGCUGAGCGAUUUGGAAUACCCGUUGUCGGCGCUAAGGCGUAG
Sparassis crispa is the source of this 813-nucleotide messenger RNA. RefSeq lists its product as hypothetical. Lineage: Eukaryota; Fungi; Basidiomycota; Agaricomycetes; Polyporales; Sparassidaceae. Gene Ontology annotation, cellular component: nucleus. Gene Ontology annotation, biological process: poly(A)+ mRNA export from nucleus. The record is from RefSeq and is a predicted model, not a curated record. The transcript is spliced from 7 exons. Bases 1 to 813 code for a protein of 270 amino acids.